CGGCUGGAGUAUCACAACGCCCACUCCCUGGCUGGCUUCUCUUCUCCACCCUCUACACGCUGCGCCGCUCCUACCACACCGAACCAGCAUGGCCAUGGGGGAGGGGAUGCAGCAGGUGCUGCCGUGGAGCCCUGGGACAUGGCGCGGAAUGGUGCUGCGGGUGUCAAUAUGCCUCUUCGCCGUCGCAUCCGUCAGUGACAUGGUCACCGAUUUCGAGUUCUUCUCCGACAGCCCCGCCUUCUGGUUUAUGAAUACGAUGAUGCUCCUGCAGAUUGUGUGGAGUUUGGGCGUUGCUUGUGUUGAUAUCUAUGCUAUGAGGAAUAGGAAAGUUCUUCAUGAACGAGGGCUUGUACUCCUCUUGGUUGUCGGUGACGGGAUCAUGGCGUUUCUCACUUUCACUGCAGUCUCUGCCUCCAACAGCGCGUUGACUCUAUAUGUGGGGGAUGUGGACUUCUGCAGGAGGGUGGCCUGCGGUCAAAUAGAGCAUUCGAUCCUCCGGGCAUUCAUCGUGUGGUGUUUGGCGGCUACAUCUUUUCUUUCCAUGCUCGAGCUGCUAGUUUUCAUUUUCUAGUGAUCUGUCGUGUUCAUAAUCAACGUCAAGUUGUGCUAAUUGUCAGGAUGGUUGAUCGAUUGCACUGUGUUCUGAUGAUGUGGAACCAAUUAUCAUGGAGGUUAUGCUUCGGUUAUUGAGCUUGUGACUUGUGAGGUGGACAAUGUAGUUUUAUACCCGCGGUUCUCUUCAA
Lolium perenne is the source of this 743-nucleotide messenger RNA. Its product is annotated as CASP-like protein 5B3. Gene Ontology annotation, cellular component: membrane. Lineage: Eukaryota; Viridiplantae; Streptophyta; Magnoliopsida; Poales; Poaceae. The record is from RefSeq and is a predicted model, not a curated record.